AAUUAAUCACUAAUUUUAUAAAAAUAAUAAAAAUACAGUAAAAAAAAUUCAAUAAUGAAAACUAUAAUAUUAUUAUUUCUAGCAUUAUUAUGCUCAACAUAUUUUUCGGAAACUGCGGGCGAUUUAGGCGACGAUUUGCGCCGUGAAGUCGACACCGUUAUCGAUGGCACUGUCCAGGAGGUGGACCAGGAGGUCCUCAAACUGAUCGAUGAACUGCGUAAACCAGUGUUCAACAGGACUGGUAUGUUAACCAGGGAUCAGUUAUUGGCUAAAAUCGAUGAUUUGAUGCUCAACUCUAAGACCGUUGAGGAAAGUCUAGCCAAACAACACCAGUCCGUAUGGGCCGAUGGUCUGGAAAAAUUGGACGCACGGCUCCUGGGUUUGGACAGUCAGAUACGCACCGAUGAUCAGUUAGAUCCGGGGUCGGAGGUCGGUAGGUUAGCCCUGGAGGGAUUGACGGCACAGGUAGCCGAUGAGGAACUGGCUCUGGAUAGGGAGAUUCAGCGUAUUAAUGAUGAAUUGAAUAGACCGGUAACAGCUCCGGGAGGUAAUGAUAUAAUUGGGGAUCUAAUGAAACAAGGUGAAAAACUUGUCGAGACAGCUAAACAGUUAGUCGAGGAACUGGAGCUAAAAGGUCACAGUGUUGAAGCCAAGGCACUGCAACUGCUGGAGGACGCGGUUAUUGACGGCAUGCAAAAGCUCCGGGAUUUUCAUCCUAUACUACCGCACGAUCGACUAAUUCAACAGGAAUUGGAACGCCUACUGAAAUGGGCUGAACAAAAACUAGAUGAUUACAUACAUAAGCUUAUACCUACCGGUGCCCAACAACAACAACAACUGUCCAAUGAUAGUAAUGAUAUAUUUUCGGAUUUACUGAAAACGUGUGAAAUGUUAGUAGAAAAGGCCAAACUGUUAGUCGAGGAACUGGAGCUUAAAGGUCGCAGUGUUGAAGCCCAGGCACUGACACUGUUGGAGGACGGGGUUAUCGAUGCCAUGCAAAAGCUCCGGGAUUAUCAUCCAAAGUCAGCUAUAGGACGGGCCAUACAACGAGGUUUAGCCGAUGCGCUGAAAUGGGCUGAAACUAAACUGGAUGAUUACAUACAUAAGCUUAUACCUACAUUAUCAUCAGCUACCGGUGCCCAACAACAACUGGUAGUCAACGACAACAGUAAUGAUAUAAUAGGGGAUCUAAUGAAACAAGGUGAAAAGCUUGUCGAGACAGCCAAACAGUUAGUCGAGGAACUGGAGCUUAAAGGCCAUACAGUUGAAGCCAAGGCACUGCAACUGCUGGAGGACGCGGUUAUUGACGGCAUGCAAAAGCUCCGGGAUUUUCAUCCCAUACUACCGCACGAUCGCCUCAUUCAACAGGAAUUGGAACGCCUACUGAAAUGGGCUGAACAAAAACUAGAUGAUUACAUACAUAAGCUUAUACCUAACGGUGCCCAACAACAACUGUCCAAUGAUAGUAAUGAUAUAUUUUCGGAUUUACUGAAAACGUGUGAAAUGUUAGUAGAAAAGGCCAAACUGUUAGUCGAGGAACUGGAGCUGAAAGGACGUACAGUUGAAGCCCAGGCACUGACACUGUUGGAGGACGGGGUUAUUGACGGCAUGCAAAAGCUCCGGGAUUAUCAUCCAAAGUCAGCUAUAGGACGGGCCAUACAACGAGGUUUAGCCGAUGCGCUGAAAUGGGCUGAAAAUAAAUUAGACGAUUACAUACAGAAGCUGUUAAAGUAAUUUAAAUAUUAAUGAAAAAAUAUGAAACAAUUAUAUGAUAAUAAUAAUAAUAAUA
This is a messenger RNA of Oppia nitens, 1789 nucleotides long. RefSeq lists its product as uncharacterized. Bases 55 to 1734 code for a protein of 559 amino acids. Lineage: Eukaryota; Metazoa; Arthropoda; Arachnida; Sarcoptiformes; Oppiidae. The transcript has 2 exons. The record is from RefSeq and is a predicted model, not a curated record.